AUGACGGCUCUUACAUCAUCCCAGCCGGAGAGUCACUCGGAGCAGCCUGAAAUGGAGAACACCGCGGAGAUUGAAUACGAUUCCCCAAAGGAGCAGCCGAGCAUCGGGCGAAAGAGGAGGCCUACGAGGGGAAAUAGGACAACGGCCUCCUCCCACAACACUUUCAUCGACAUGCAGUCGUUUGAUCAAGCGACUCAGAUCAACCGCGAUGUCAACCCAAACACUGGCACUCAUGGAUCCGUAUUCAUUGGAUCAAGAGCAUAUGACAACUCUUUGAUGAUCAGUGGGGGUAUCACACCGGAAGAGCUUAUCAGUCUAAUGAGCGCCCACUUUCAAAUGCGAAGGAGGGGGGAAAACUAA
This is a messenger RNA of Cryptococcus wingfieldii CBS 7118, 360 nucleotides long. RefSeq lists its product as hypothetical. NCBI's taxonomy places the organism in Eukaryota, Fungi, Basidiomycota, Tremellomycetes, Tremellales, Cryptococcaceae. The coding region runs from base 1 to 360 and encodes 119 amino acids. The transcript is spliced from 2 exons. The record is from RefSeq and is a predicted model, not a curated record.